Pelmatolapia mariae (spotted tilapia) is the source of this 3542-nucleotide messenger RNA. It is a transcript of the gene gfra1b, whose product is annotated as gdnf family receptor alpha 1b. The transcript has 10 exons. Gene Ontology annotation, biological process: nervous system development. Gene Ontology annotation, cellular component: external side of plasma membrane; signaling receptor complex. The record is from RefSeq and is a predicted model, not a curated record. Gene Ontology annotation, molecular function: signaling receptor activity. NCBI's taxonomy places the organism in Eukaryota, Metazoa, Chordata, Actinopteri, Cichliformes, Cichlidae. Bases 582 to 2009 code for a protein of 475 amino acids.
AGAUCAAACCGCGUUAUUUUAGGUUUUACGCUUUAAAGUCCUUUCAUCUAAACGGAGUAUUUUCCCCCUUUUUUCGUUUAACUGGAUGUAAAAUAAUAAAUAAAUUAAAAACAAACACUUUCAUUCUAUUCCAGGCAGUGAUGGACUGCUCAAGAUAAAAUAAUCCAUUUUUCAAGUUGGACUGAUUGCUUUUAGGGUUUUGUGAUGUGAUUUCCAGAGGUUCUGUUUGCAAAGUUUUUCUCCUCCAACCUGCAGGACUGCGUCGGACUAAGCACCCCCGCAGACAAGCAGGAGUUGACGCGAGCAGGGUGAAGUGGAGAUGGCCCAUCAGCGCGCUUCUUUGCGUCUCACUCGCUUUUUGUGUCGUCCUAAAGUCCGGCAGGUUCGCACGGUUUGGUUUUAGCCGCCGGACUCCGGUGGAGAGCUGGGAUUCUCACUGUUGGAUCUACAGGAUGCUUCGUCUUUUUCUCUCGCACAAUGUGCAACCAGAGGACAAGUGGAUCAGUUUGACAAGUUCUCGUGUCAUUUUCUUUUAAUCCCGGAAACACCUCGUUAAAAAAAAGAACAUUUUCUAAAGCGCAAUGAUUUUAACAACUUUUGUCAUUAUACUGUCCUUUCUGGAUUCUGUGUUCACCCUGAAGGGUGACAGCGGCUCAGCAUCCCGAGCCGUCCGACUGGACUGCGUAAAGGCCAGUGAACAAUGUCUAAAGGAGUACUCCUGCAGCACCAAGUACCGGACAAUGAGGCAGUGUGUGGCGGGGAGGGAGAGCAACUUCAGCGCGGUCCACGGUGCCGAGGCGCAGGGCGAGUGCCGCAGCGCUAUAGAUGCCAUGAAGCAGAGCCCCCUUUACAACUGUCGAUGCCGAAGAGGCAUGAAAAAGGAGAAGAACUGCUUGCGGAUAUUUUGGAGCAUAUAUCAGAGUUUACAGGGUAACGAUUUGCUGGAAUACUCUCCAUAUGAACCAGUGAAUAGCCGCCUCUCGGAUAUCUUCCGCCUGGCUCCCAUCAUAGCUGUCGAGCCUGCCUCCACAAAGGAGAACAACUGUCUGAAUGCUGCCAAGGCCUGUAACUUGAAUGACACAUGUAAGAAGUAUCGCUCGGCUUACAUCAACCCCUGCACUAGCAGGGUGUCCACUUCUGAGGUUUGCAACAAGCGCAAAUGCCACAAGGCUCUAAGACAGUUCUUUGACAAGGUUCCCACGAAAUACAGCUAUGGGAUGUUGUUUUGCGCCUGUCCAACGGGGGAUCAGACAGCAUGUGCAGAACGCAGACGUCAAACCAUUGUACCAGUGUGCUCCUACGAGGAUAAGGACAAAACCAACUGUUUAUCUCUUCAAAACACAUGUAAGACCAACUACAUAUGCAGGUCAAGACUGGCAGACUUCAUCAGCAACUGUCAGCCAGAGGUUCACUCCAUAUCCGGCUGUCUUAGAGAGAACUAUGCUGACUGUCUGCUUUCUUACUCAGGUCUUAUUGGUACAGUGAUGACACCCAAUUAUGUGCGAUCCUUUGGAAUUAGCCUGUCGCCGUGGUGUGACUGCAGUGGCAGUGGGAACAACAAGCCUGACUGUGAUAAAUUUGUUGAGCUGUUCACCAACAACCGAUGUCUACGUAACGCCAUCCAGGCUUUUGGGAAUGGUACAGACGUUGGGGUCUGGCAACCCCAGCCCCCGAUUCAGCCCACAGUAGACCUUAGCAUCACUCGGAAGGGUAAAGCACGAACCAAUAAUGCUCUGGAUGCACUGACGGACAUGACCAAACUGGAUCUUGAUGGCAACUCACUAUAUCACAUCUGCGGGACCCUGCAGGCUCAAAAGCUAGUGUCAAAUCAAACAGUGGACUCUGCUCUGUGUGUGAACCAUCAACUGGAUGAGUCCAACAACUCAAACGCCAUUGCUAGAAGUUCGCCAGCUGAAAUCACCUGCUCACACCCCUCAGUGAUGCUCCUCGCGCUGGCCUUAGCCUUCACAUCAACACUACUGCAGCUUGAAGGUUUCCUGCUUUUGUAGACUCUGAGGACUAUCGCUCAACAUUUUUAUCUGGAGAACUGAUUGGACCCUUUUUAAUUUAGACAUCUGCCCAACUCCACCAGCUACAUUUUUCUUUAAUUAGAAGCGACCAAACAGCACGGUAAGAACAGUGAAAUCAGGCAACAGUGGAUUAUAUCUAAGGAUGACAUGUUGGCUGCUGUGUGGAAAACAGACUUGCUGAAUCUGUUGCUGAGAUAUCAGCUCAUUUGCCUUCCAUACCUCAUGGGGACAAUUUGACUUCAAGAAUCUGAUUCAUGCUUAGGAGCAUUCUUUUUUUUAAGGGGUGGAAAUAAACCCUGUGAUCUGAUGUGAAUAAAUGCAUUUCUUUGGAAUGUGUGCAGCCGCUGCAUAUUUGACUGAAUAGACUGCCAACAUGCUGAAGAGUGUUUUAAGCAUAAAAUGCAUCAUUCUUUGCACAACUGUGCUAUGAUUUGCCCGUCAAUAACCUUGAUUUAGGUCACGAAAAGCAGAAAUGGAAAAGCGUUAAACUAAAAGCGGACAAAAUUGACAAGUAACAUUUACUGGUGUGACAUUUGAUUCAUCAAACACUGAAACUCAUUCCAAUUUGUCAAGAUAUCCUCAAAGGACAAAAAAGACACAUCUGCCAGAAGAAAGUAACACAUUUUUCUUCUACACAUUCAGUACUUGGUAUAGACUAGUUUUGUAUAUUUGAUUGUCAUGGUGCUUUGUGGCUUUAUCCCAUCGCCUUUGUAAAAAUGACACACGAGUGCACACUCUAUUACUGUAUGCUGCUGUUAGCUUGUAACAUAUUGUCUGUAAUAUUUUGGGAUUCUAUGUUAGUAUCUGGUGACUGAGGCGCCUCAGCUUUAUCCAGCUUAGCUGUGAUCUAUGAAAUGUGAUGAGGUGUGGUUCUUUUCCUCACGUGAUUACGGAUAUGACUAUCGUGUGACUAUAUUUUGAUGGUAAAGUGCAUAAUGUUAGCUUAAACGGUAUUUUUCUCUAACGUCAAACUCUCUGUAACAGUACCAAGAACAUAAAGAAUUCACAAAAGUGACUCUAAUGGCUAAAAAGUCAAAUAUGCUUUGUUUUCUUUGAUCCCGGCUCUUCAGUCUGCCAGCAUUCUCAUUUCUUUCUGGGGUUUGAUGAAUAAAGAAUGUGAACAUACCCACAACUAGAGCAAAUGCCAAAAGACAAAAGCCAAUAGACAUUAAUUGCUGGCAAUUACUGCUGAUGCAAAUGGAGGAAAAGAUUAAAAAAAACAUUAUGUACUUAAUGGGACCGCAAUUAUCAAAGACAUUCAAAGAAUAUACAAAAUAAUGAAGACUUGUUUUAAAACAUCCCUACCAUUACCAAAAAUGUGUAAAGUGUGUCUCUUAUUAUAAUCCUGUCAUAUAGGAGCCUUGUUGAUAUCUAAGCUAAAGCCUGUAAUGAUGCACUUCUUGGCUGUUGUGCAUCAGCCAGGGUUUGGGUUAAACAGUCAGACACUUUAUGUACAAGUUACAAUUUGGUCAUUUGGUGUUUGGCAAUCUGCUGAAAUAAAAAUGAUGAACA